Molecule: messenger RNA, 3750 nt
Organism: Aedes aegypti (yellow fever mosquito)
Lineage: Eukaryota; Metazoa; Arthropoda; Insecta; Diptera; Culicidae
Product: potassium voltage-gated channel protein Shaw-like
Exons: 13
Coding region: 1281-3398 (705 amino acids)
Biological process (GO): protein homooligomerization; potassium ion transmembrane transport
Cellular component (GO): dendrite membrane; neuronal cell body membrane; axon
Molecular function (GO): protein binding; delayed rectifier potassium channel activity
Source: RefSeq, a predicted model, not a curated record
UGGAUCCGGUCGUGCAGUAAAAAGAGUCUCCCCUGAAACUACUGUUCUCUUGUAUCCUUGUAGUGGGUGUCUCCUGAGGAUAGACAUUUCCCCCCCGGUUGUCCUCGGGACAGAUAUGUAGGCUCGUGCCGAAGGCUGUAAGUGCUAAAGUGCUGUUCCCAAGUGGUCAAUUAGCAAUUGUGAAUUAAAUUAACUUUGGCGUCGGGCAUAGAAGGGUGAAAGUGAAUUUAGUUGCAGGCUUACGAGGAAGAUUUACGACGAUAGUGUAUUUGGAUCAUUGACCAGCAUCGUGCUUGAGAAGGCGGAUUACAAUUGCCUUGAUGGGGAUGUGUUGAGUGAUGGUGCUUCUCGGUGAGGCUUUGGGGGAAUGUGCUGCCCAUAAUUAAGAGUGCCGAAGAAAAAUGCUGUCCAAGUGAGAAUGGAUCCAUUAUCCCAUUAGUGCUGAACCAUCGUCGGUCGGAAGGUGUGAAGAUUUAAAGCACCUGUUGGCUGGUGCGAAUGAGUGAACUUCGGGCCGUAAUUUGCGUGCGACCGGGCAGCUGUAAAUGGAUUAAUGGAACGAAUGAAUAACUCAAGAUUCGCACAUGGAACCAUUCAACCUAGCAGUACAGCAUACUCCAUACAACCGCCACACAUAAACCGAACAACCAACAUGUGUUUUAAUGCUUGCACCUGAGUCACAAAUCAACGCGUUGCCAUCAUGGUCAACAUCGACGCCGACUGGAGUAUCCUUUCUAGUUUCCACGUGUGCCUCUCUACGAACUCCGCGCCAAUAGUGAAUAUAUGCUCGACGGGAGCACAUAAAAAAUUGCACUCAACAAAAUGAAUACAUAAAUAACUGACGGCAUAAAUCAUAAACCUUGUUGCACCGUGCGGCAGUGCUUUGCCGUUAUUUCGUCAGCCGCAGAAUCAUCCCUUAUCGUUGUGGUGCUCUACGUUUAUCAACCGCUAUGAUGAAAACUGUGUUCUACCUUCUAGAAAAAUGACAUUCAACAAAAAACUUAAAUCGACGUGACAAAAAACAAGUCCACGAUGGUAAUUACCCAACGAAAUACAGCAGCACUACCACGACAAAUCCUAUUUGAUGCAAGCGAACAUAAAGAAAAACUAGCCUCCGACAGUGUAUAGUGCCCAAAAGAGUGAAUAAACCAGCAAGGAAAAAGCAAGAGUGGACAAAAAUAUCCCCGGCGCAACCGAGCGAACAAAUGGACUGUCAUGAAUUAUGAAAGUGAUUUAACGCUGAAGUCACCUGCCAGGACAAGCAGCAGCUGCAAGACGCGAUGGACGGUGAAAAUCGCAUCAUCCUGAACGUGGGAGGCAUCAGAUAUGAAACGUACAAAGCAACCCUCAAGAAGAUUCCUGCUACUCGACUCUCGCGUCUGACCGAGGCACUGGCCAAUUACGACCCGAUACUGAACGAGUACUUUUUCGAUCGACAUCCGGGUGUAUUUGCCCAAGUGCUUAACUACUACCGCACCGGAAAACUGCACUACCCGACGGAUGUCUGCGGACCACUGUUCGAAGAGGAGCUGGAAUUUUGGGGUCUGGAUUCUAAUCAGGUGGAACCGUGCUGCUGGUCAACGUACAGCGUGCAUCGGGAUACUCAGAGCACUUUGGCCAUUUUGGAUAAACUGGAACUGGAUGACGAACAACCCUCGGAGGAGGCCAUUGCUCGGCUGUUCGGUUUCGAGGAAGCCCUCCUCAACGGUGAGCUGACUUGUUGGCAGCGGACAAAGCCCAAAAUUUGGGCACUCUUCGAUGAGCCUUCCAGCUCGACCGGUGCCAAGAUCGUAGCCGGCAUAUCGGUUUUCUUCAUCUGCAUUUCUGUGAUAUCGUUCUGUCUAAAGACUCAUCCGGGGCUACGGGUGGAAAUACCAGCCAUACUGAACGUCUCCACCAACGGGAGCAGCUUCGGUGCAAUUCUGGCAAACGUGACCAGUUAUGGUCCGACGGAGAGUGCCAGCAGUAGCAGUAGUAGCUCCAGUAGUGAAGGCGAUGACGAGGAAUCUGCUACGAGUGGAGAGCCAUCUCCUACAGAGGCCAGUAGGCAAGAAACUCCACGGCCUACGACGAGAAGUGGCGCCAGCAGUAGUGGGUUCUACCAGAGACCGGCAGGAAGGCUGAUAUCUUCUGCCUAUCGGUCCGGUAAGGGGGCGAAUAUUGUCGAUAAUUGGCAAGAAACUUACGGUCAACCACAUGAGGCAUUCUUCUACGUGGAGCUGGUGUGCAAUGUUUGGUUUAUAAUCGAGCUAAUGGUGCGACUUGUGGUCGCCCCCAACAUAUUCGAGUUCAUAAAAUCGCCGGUGAACAUCAUCGAUCUCGCGGCGACGCUUAGUUUCUACACCGACGUGUGCCAACGGAUGGGCGAACAGACGGGCCUGCUGGAGGCUUUUUCCAUCGUCCGAAUUCUGCGACUGUUCAAGCUGACGAGACAUUCGCCCGGGCUGCGGAUCCUAAUUCACACCUUCAAGGCAUCGGCCCGGGAGUUGACGCUAUUGGUGUUUUUUCUGGUGCUUGGCAUCGUCGUGUUUGCCAGUUUGGUGUACUACGCGGAAAAGCUGCAGGAUAAUCCGGACAACCAGUUCAAAAGCAUACCGCUCGGGCUAUGGUGGGCCAUUGUCACGAUGACCACCGUCGGCUACGGGGACAUGGCACCGAAAACCUACGUCGGCAUGUUCGUUGGAGCGCUUUGUGCUUUGGCCGGUGUGCUGACGAUUGCACUUCCCGUUCCCGUCAUUGUCAGCAACUUUUCCAUGUUUUACUCCCAUACCCAGGCCCGUUCCAAGCUGCCGAAAAAACGCCGACGGGUUCUACCUGUGGAGCAGCCUCGGCGAAAGCGGGAAGUCGGUGUCGCAAACCGGCGAAUGAACGCCCUCAAGCACCAGCACACCCAUCCGACGCACCCCGCCAUCUUCAAGGACGCUUUCGGAGGGGCGAAAAUCGGUAACGUGAAUGGCGUAAACGUGAUAGGACUCACCCUGCAGGGUCCCUCGGUGCCAGGAUUGGCCGUCCUGAAACCACCCUCCAUCAUGCAGCAAGGUGACUUUAUCAAUGUGCCCCAGCUGAACUCCCUGCAGCCUCGGCAGCCCACCACCGGCAAUGUGGAUUUAUUGCUUCCAUUACAACCGAAACUGUUGGUUCCUUUGGUGGAUCGACGAGAAACCAGUCGGAUGCCACCGGGCGUUUUUGGAGGAGUGCCACCGAUGAUGCCAACGAUGACGACAACGGUGACAACAGUGGGAAUAACUUCCGCCACAACGGUAAUGGCAAUGACUGCCCCCACGAUAGGCAGCUGCGUUCCGGAGGAUAUUCCUCUGGAACCGAAAGUGACGCUGCACAACGAUUCCCGUUCGGCAUCCGAUAGCUGUCCGGAGAGUCCCUGUGGGGAUGAAGUUUAGGGCACGAGAUUUUCGAUGUGUUUGUGAAUUGUGACAAGGUGGUGUGAAAGAAGGAGGAAUUAUUCUUGCGUGAAGAAUUUUGCUUAUCGAGUGGUGGUUUACUGCUUUACUUUGGAAGGAUGCAUAAUGAUCAUAUAAAACUGCUCGAUGCAGAGCAAAACAAGCAGAAUAUAGUUGGUAUAUCUAAAUUACUAAAUUUCAAAAAUAACUCGAAGUUUAUGAUUAGCCUUUUUUUCUGUUUCAGUUCGGGAUGAACCAUUGCGACCAGUUUUCUCUGAUCUUUUGUGGUAUACCCGUGUCCUUUUUUCAGCAGUGAUGGAAAGUGACGAACAUUUCUUCUGAACUGGAACAA